Molecule: messenger RNA, 522 nt
Organism: Aspergillus candidus
Lineage: Eukaryota; Fungi; Ascomycota; Eurotiomycetes; Eurotiales; Aspergillaceae
Exons: 2
Coding region: 1-399 (132 amino acids)
Source: RefSeq, a predicted model, not a curated record
AUGAAAUUCUCCUCAGUUUUGCCUGCCUCGUUUCUUAUAUACUCCACGGCAUUGGGUUGGAAUAUGGCAUUAUACAACACUGACUCAUGCAACAAUGGAGACAUGAGCUAUUACUACAUUGAGGGGAGCAACGACGCAGAUUCCGGGUGCAUCAGUUUUCCUCACCGGAUUCCGGAUGGAGUUAGCUGUAGGUUCUAUACCAAUGGCGGCAAGGAUCAUACGAGCUGCGAUAGAGGCACGUUCGUCCACCCAACUGCCUAUACUUUAUCAGACGGUCAUUGUACAGUCUGGCAUGGGACUGCUUGCGAUGGAGGUGUAUCAGGUGUAGGUGAUGCAGUCUGCCACAGCGUGUUCCGACCUGAGUCCAACUGGGGCAGCAUGAAAUGCAAGAAUGCAUGAGCAGGCGGAUUGAUGAAGCAGAACAAGGCAGAAAGAGCCUGAUUAUACCUAUGGGGGUAGAAUUAAAUCGAAAUUAGAGUAUUCCGAUGCCUGGAGCGGUUUGAAAUUGAUUUUACACUGUGC